Messenger RNA from Penicillium antarcticum, 705 nucleotides. RefSeq names its product isonitrile hydratase-like protein xanA (gene xanA). Lineage: Eukaryota; Fungi; Ascomycota; Eurotiomycetes; Eurotiales; Aspergillaceae. The record is from RefSeq and is a predicted model, not a curated record. The transcript has a single exon. The coding region runs from base 1 to 705 and encodes 234 amino acids.
AUGUCGUCUGCAUCACCAAAUCAAUACUACAAGGUCGGGGUUCUGUUGUUUCCAGGCGUAGAUAUCCUCGACUUUGCUGGACCAAUCGAAGUUUUCUCUCAUGUCUCGCACAACCGCAAUCCCGACAACCCGGACCGCAUGUUCGACGUCAAAACUAUCGCUCGCAGCCCAGUGAAUCGUGCGGCGAGCUCUCUCACAGUUCACUCGGAUAUGCUCCUGUCCGAGGCUCUCGAGCAAGUCUCAGAGUUUGACAUUCUAGUUGUUCCGGGGGGCCCAACUGCGAUUUUACAGCCGCUUCUCGGUGACAAUGUACCGGAACUGGAUCUGAUCCGCAAAUUUGCAGCUCUUCCUCAGAGCUCGUCAGGCACCAGGAUUCUGUUUUCGGUUUGCACCGGUGCCUUUCUACUUGGUGCUGCCGGUGUUAUUGCCGGAAUGACUGUGACGACCCACCACCAUGGGCUUGAUAGACUCCGAGAGAUCUGCGCUCAGUCAAAUGAUGCGGAGGCCGCUGUGACAAAUGUGGUGCAUAAGCGCUAUAUUGAUGGUGGUUUGCUGAGGGGUGGUAAUGUCAGACUGAUUACGGCCGGUGGAAUAAGCUCUGGCUUGGAUGCCACAUGCUACAUUGUUCGUGAAUUGACCACAGUUGAAAUGGCCAAGUUUGUGGUCCGAGUCAUGGAGUAUGACUGGCGUGAGCUUAGUGAAUGA